Ochotona curzoniae (black-lipped pika) is the source of this 949-nucleotide messenger RNA. It is a transcript of the gene TRAPPC4, whose product is annotated as trafficking protein particle complex subunit 4. The record is from RefSeq and is a predicted model, not a curated record. The coding region runs from base 38 to 697 and encodes 219 amino acids. Gene Ontology annotation, biological process: endoplasmic reticulum to Golgi vesicle-mediated transport. Gene Ontology annotation, cellular component: TRAPP complex. NCBI's taxonomy places the organism in Eukaryota, Metazoa, Chordata, Mammalia, Lagomorpha, Ochotonidae. The transcript has 5 exons.
GCGGGGCGGGUCUGUCAGCGGGAGAAGCGCGGCAGCGAUGGCGAUAUUUAGCGUGUAUGUGGUGAACAAAGCUGGCGGCCUGAUUUAUCAGCUGGACAGCUACGCGCCGCGGGCCGAGGCUGAGAAAACGUUCAGUUACCCGCUGGAUCUGCUGCUCAAGCUACAUGACGAACGCGUGCUGGUGGCCUUCGGCCAGCGUGACGGCAUCCGGGUGGGCCACGCAGUGCUGGCCAUUAAUGGCGCGGACGUGAACGGCAAGUACACGGCCGAUGGCAAGGAGGUACUGGAAUAUCUGGGUAAUCCUGCUAACUACCCCGUGUCCAUUCGUUUCGGCCGGCCUCGCCUCACCUCCAAUGAGAAGCUCAUGCUGGCCUCCAUGUUCCACUCGCUGUUUGCCAUUGGCUCCCAGCUGUCUCCUGAACAGGGAAGCUCAGGCAUCGAAAUGCUGGAGACGGACACAUUCAAGCUGCACUGCUUCCAGACACUGACAGGGAUCAAGUUUGUGGUGCUGGCAGAUCCCAGGCAAGCUGGCAUAGAUUCCCUUCUCCGAAAAAUUUAUGAGAUAUACUCAGACUUUGCUCUCAAGAACCCAUUUUACUCCCUGGAAAUGCCCAUCAGGUGUGAGCUGUUCGAUCAGAACCUGAAGCUAGCCCUGGAAGUAGCAGAGAAGGCUGGCACUUUUGGACCUGGGUCUUGAGCAGAAUCCAAAGUGGAUCCCUGCCUCUCCCGACCCCCAUCUGAGAGAUCCCUGCUGUUUGCAUUCCCAACCUCAUUAGCAUACUUGAAAAUGGGACAAUGGAGCAUGACAACCUGUGCCAAUCCCAAGCCUUGGCCAUGCCCUGUUCCCUUGUGUAUAUAUCAUGGUCCUACCUCCCAGCGUUGUACAUACAGACUUAUUUAUGCAGGUGGUAAGCCCAUUCAUGCUGGAAUAAACAUUUCUUUGGUCUGA